This is a messenger RNA of Drosophila sulfurigaster albostrigata, 3023 nucleotides long. Its product is annotated as neural cell adhesion molecule 2. Gene Ontology annotation, cellular component: plasma membrane; axon. The coding region runs from base 1059 to 2456 and encodes 465 amino acids. The record is from RefSeq and is a predicted model, not a curated record. Gene Ontology annotation, biological process: dendrite self-avoidance; axon guidance; homophilic cell-cell adhesion. The transcript is spliced from 7 exons. NCBI's taxonomy places the organism in Eukaryota, Metazoa, Arthropoda, Insecta, Diptera, Drosophilidae. Gene Ontology annotation, molecular function: cell-cell adhesion mediator activity.
GCAAUUUCUGAUUUCGCAGUGAUUUGAACUGAGCGCGCCAAAAAACAAACGAAAUUCAAUACAGCGAACUCGAAGUUCGCGUAUCGUUUAUCCUGCUUCGCGCUUCGUAAGCCAACGAACAGCGUGUCCUGUCGUUACAGCUUCAGUUCAUUUUUGGCACUCGUUCAUAAUGGAUCACGCACCGCGUCACACGCAUUGGACAUUAUUAUUAUCAUUAGUCCGCCGAGUGCGAGCAAUAUACGUAAUAUUUGUGAAUGUGAAUGUAGUGUGAAGGACGUCAUCGAGUCACGAGACUCGAGACUCGAGACUCGAGAAACAAGAAACGAAGCAAAACAAAAACAGUUCUGACUAAAGGAUAUGUGGCCGGAAAUGUUAUCUUUCUCGUUGCCGAUUUCGCGUAGUGCAACAGCAGCAAUAAUAACAAAAACAACUUGUAGUUGAAAAGAAAAAACAUAAAAAGGAAGGAACUGCCAGAAAACAGCUCACAAGCCCAAAGGGGGCAAAAGAAAAACAAAAAAAUGAUUAUGUUGAUGGUGCCGCUGAGGCAGCCACUGUCUAUGUCCAAAGUCCCAAUGUGCCUGCCCCUGCCGUUGCACCUGUCUCAGUCUCAGUCUCAGCGUCAGCUACAGUCUCCAUGUACGUCUACAUCUCAGUCUCCGUCGCAGUUCGAGGCAUUAGAUCUAUGGUUGCCCAUGGCGCUGAUGUCAUACAUUUGUGCCCAUCAAAGUGAAAGUGUUGUUGUUCCCACUGCUACCAAAGCUACUACUACUGCUGCUACUGCUGCUGCUACUUUUGCUCGUGAGCCUUCGUGUUGGCCAACUGUCAACUGUCUACUUGGUCGCAGUCGCAGUCAUGUGCCGUUAUCCUGCAAGUGAAAACAAAAGUGUUUUGUGCGCUAUGCGAAAGUAAUUAACCAGAAAAAUUCAAGAAUAAACCCAAAACAACUUGUGAAGUUUUAUGAAGUGAAACUAAACUGAAAUUAGGAUUACUCAAGACUAAAGCAAAUCACAUCACAACUCCAUUAAAGGAUUAUAACGUUAAUAAAUCGUAUCAAUACAAUGGAUAGUUUCAUAUUAUUAUGCUGUCUCCUGCAGUUGUCCAGAAAUGCAGCUGCAGUUAUCGGAGUUGAGAGUCCAUCGAUGGCCGUUGGAGAUGGUGCCGGAGAGAUGCUGGCAUCGUCACCGCCUCCGCCACCGCCAUCAGUACUCACACUGACGCCAUCGACGCCAUCAAUAACGCAUUUUGUAAAUGACUCCUUCAUCAUCUUCUGCAAAACAGUACAAAAGGAUAUCGACACCAAGUGGCGUGAUCCCCGUGGCCAGACCCGUGAGAAUACCAAGGGACGUGUCCACAUCGAGAAGAAGACGGGUCUGUUGGCCCUCGUCUUUGAGCAUAUUUCACUGGACGAUAAGGGCAACUGGACCUGUGAAAUGGACCCAGCUGCCGCUGCACGGGAACCAACAAAAUCAUUUGAGCUACUCGUAAAUCAGAAGAUCUCGUUUGACAAGACGGAGCUGGUGCAAUCAGUGCGCGAAGGACGCGAUGCGCUGGUCAAUUGCUACGUCAAAGGACAACCAGCACCGGAAGUCUCGUGGAUGCACAAUGGCGAAUACAUAAACACUGUGAACUCGACGAAGCAUCGACGCCUGUCGGACGGACUGUUUAUCCGGAAUGUGAGUCAAACGGAUGCCGGAGAAUACACAUGUCGCGCCAUGCGCAUCACGCCCACAUUUUCCGAUUCCGAUCAGAUAACGAUACUGCUAAGGAUACAGCAUAAACCCCAUUGGUCAUACAACGAAACGUUGCCAAUGCAAUACGCCUAUGUGGGUGGCGCCGUUAACCUUAGCUGCGAUGCGAUGGGAGAGCCACCGCCAUCGUUCACCUGGCUGCAUAACAGCAAGGGCAUCGUGGGCUUCAAUCAUCGCAUCUUCAUGGCCGACUAUGGGGCGACACUCCAGCUGGAUAUACGCAAUGCCAGCCAGUUUGGCGACUACAAGUGCAAGGUGGCCAAUCCCUUGGGCAUGCUGGAGCGCAUCAUUAAACUGCGAACGGGCAUCAAGCCAAUUGGAGCCACACGCAUUCAGCUGAAGCGUUUGUAUCCGGACGCUCUCGAGCUUGAUCUGCGCUCGCCCCGCAUGACCAAUGCGACUGAUGAGAUGCAAAUCUUUGGCUAUCGCGUCGCCUACAUGAGCGAGAGUGAUUUCAAAUACAGUGCUGGUAACUGGAGUCAUGCCAAACAGCGCGAUUUCUCCUUCCAUCGAGGUCAUCGUUUCAUUGUGCCACAUCUGAAGAGCAACACGACGUAUUUGAUGCGAGUGGCAUCCCGUAAUCUGGCUGGUCUGAGUGAUUGGAGCACGGUGAGGAAAUUUGCCACUGCAACGGCAUCAAGCUGGAAGGCAAUCAGCUGGCAGCUGCUAAUGAUAUCGUGCAUUGGCCUCGCUUUGAUGUGGCAUUAAAUGAGUAGGAGUAGAGAGCAUUAAAUAAUUUGCAUUUAUUAUAGAAUUAUUGAUUAUUCGUUAUUCGUUAUUACGACAAACUGAUUAUCAAUUAUCGCGUUUUGAGAACCAAGUUAACUGAAGCCUUAGUUAAUGUUGUUGCUGUUAUUGCUGCUGAAUAUUUUGGAAGCAUCUUGUGUUUAUGUGUGUAUCUUCUGUGAUAAAGUUUUGUGUGCCAUUCACUUACGAUUGAUUAUCCCUCUCCCUCCCCCACACUGAUUAAAUAGAGAGAGACGACUGCUUUGCAAACGAAUUUGUUCAUACCCAUCAUCAUUUCAAGUAUGAAAAUUUGUUUAAUCGACUACAACUAUUGAUUUUGAUUUUGCGGAGACAAAGAUAGAUAAAUUCGAAACAAAACAAAAGUAAACAAAGCAAAAAAAGAAAACAUAUGCAUUGUCAACUCUACCUUAUACGAGUAAUAUGAUAGUUAAAUCUAAAUUUAGCCUAACUCUACAUCAAUGUUGUUCAUGCGAUACUAAAUAAAUAUUUAAAUAGCAUCUAAGAUCUUCCCAAACACACACACACUCA